This is a messenger RNA of Ricinus communis (castor bean), 1580 nucleotides long. RefSeq names its product stress response protein nst1. The coding region runs from base 546 to 911 and encodes 121 amino acids. The record is from RefSeq and is a predicted model, not a curated record. The transcript is spliced from 2 exons. Lineage: Eukaryota; Viridiplantae; Streptophyta; Magnoliopsida; Malpighiales; Euphorbiaceae.
UACACUCUCAUAUUUCUUAUCGUACCACUACCUUUCAACCUCAUUUCCUCCAACUUGUCUUUUCUUCUGCUACAAAAGAAUAGCCCUACAUCUACUAUUCGUGGAUGAUAUCAUAGACAAAGAAAAGGAAAGAUUGAGCUUAUGUUGCUUGCGUUUUUGAGCUUUCAGUCAUCUUUAUUAUUUUUUUAAAGUAAAAUUGCUAUCGGUUUUGUAGAAAGAGAUAGACCGGAUUGCAUUAAUUGGUGUCUGGAAUCCUGGAUAUUGGUAAAAAAGAUCCAUUGUAACUCCAGCUACUCUAUCAUUUUUAUUAGCGAGAGAAGGAAAAAAGGGAACUUUGUUGCUGUUGAGGGUGAGACCCCUAUUGUAUAUAUAGGUGGAAAGAUUUCUUGUUUUUGUUUGGUUUCUUGAAUCAAGAAAGAGGCAUAAGAUUAUAGAAAGCACAAAACGGAUUUGAUUUUUCUUUUUGUUUUAUGCUCCUUUGUUGUGAGAGAAGGAGGAAAAAAAAAAAAAAGAGUUUGUGAUUGGUGAUAGAAAGAGAGAGAUUGAUGGGUAAGAAGAAGCCUCAGAAGACGAAGGAACUUUCUGUAGCAAUAGCAGAAGCUUCAUCAACCCAGCCUCAGUCUCAAACUCCAAGAAAGAGAGGCAGGCCUCGCAAGAUUAUUGAAAAGAUGGAAAGUGAAAAUAAAAAAGAAGAAGAAGCAACAGGAGGGGCACACCCAGUGGAAGAAGUUGUUGAGAAUCAAUUAAAGAAAGCUAAAAGCAGCAUUAAAGAAGAAGAGAAACAGCAACAGGCGGAGGGUGAAGGCGAGGGACCAUCAGCUUCUACUUCUCGAGGGAAAAAGAAAGAAGAAGCGAGGGAACCUCCAAGAAGAAGCAGAAGGAGGAAAAGCAAACCCAGAAAGAGCAGUUAAACAGAAGAAGAAGAAGAAGGAGGUUGAUUUGAGGCUAAACAAUCGAAAUGGAUGCCAACUCAUUUCUCUGUAAAGAGCACGUGGAAGUCACGCCCCCAAAAAAUUAUCAACAAAAAGCCAUUGGCCCCAGCCGCCUCAGCUAAACCAAUCACUGACGUUGAUGGUUGGAAGUAACUAACAGCUGACCUGACUGAGCGUGGGUUUUACGCGUUCAGAGAAGGCGAGUUUCUGGGUCCCAAUGGUGCCGAAAAUUAGAGAAGCAAUAUUAAAGAUAGAGAAGGAUUUGUCCUCCAAAGAAAUUAGAAAAAAAGAAAUGAAGGAAAAGUCAAGAAAGAAAGAACACUGCCACUCUGUGAUAGUGGAGGAAAGGUGAGUGAGAAUGAGAUGAUGAGACACCCACGGGGCGAAUGAGUAGAAAACUUCUGCCAACAGUUUUCAACUUUAUUUGUUAAAUGAAAACCAAGAAAAAUAAAAAUAAAAGAUAAAGAAAGAUCGCAAUCGAGACAGUGGCAGUCACGCGCUACUUAAAGGGACCCAGUCUGAAAAAGUUUGGCGGCCCCAACUUCAAAAUCUUAAGACGUUUGGAGCUGCUGCUUCAUUGGCAUUUAGAUUACAAAAUUUUUUUGUUGCUAUUACAAGAGUAAAUACACGAGUUCAUUGAGUCGAUGA